This is a messenger RNA of Pteronotus mesoamericanus, 2693 nucleotides long. It is a transcript of the gene PXDNL, whose product is annotated as peroxidasin like. Gene Ontology annotation, molecular function: peroxidase activity; protein binding; heme binding. The record is from RefSeq and is a predicted model, not a curated record. Gene Ontology annotation, biological process: response to oxidative stress. NCBI's taxonomy places the organism in Eukaryota, Metazoa, Chordata, Mammalia, Chiroptera, Mormoopidae.
CCUGCUGCUUCGCUUCAGCGGCGAUGAAGCCCAGACUCCUUUGCUGGACCAUUUGCUUUCUCCUUUCCUUGUGGUGCUGCGUGUUGCCCUGACGUAGUCGGUGCCUUUGCGUGAAGAGCACGGUCCACUGCGUGCCCUUGAUGCUGGAUCACAUUUUUUAAGUGCCACAGCGGACCGCAGUUUUAUGUCUUAGAUUUAACAGAAUAAAAUAAAUUCUUGGGAGAGCCUUCAAGAAACUCAAGAAUUUGAAUACCUUUGUGGGUCUCCUUAAUAACAACCGAAUCAGAAAGAUAUCCAGAAAUGCUUUUGAAGGACUUGAAAAUUUGUUAUAUCUUUCUGUGAAACUAUAUCAAUUUUAUGUUGAUAAGAAUUGCAUUGAAUCUAUAGAUUGGUGUGUUUAUGUGUUUUUUGGGUACCUGAACAAGAAUAAAAUUCAUGCUCUUGAUAAGCAAACCUUUUAAUAACUCAUAGCCCUGGGACAGCUGUACAACCAUUUUGACCAAAUAGAAAUACCACAAACCUUUGGAGACGUUUCGAAAUUAGAAAAGUUAUUUUUGCAUAACAGCAAGCUAUCUAACAUCCCAGCUGGGAGCUCUCAUCUGAAUUCAUUAAAGAGACUGUAACGUCUGGAUUAUGAUGCUCUAGUUUGUGACUGUGAUUUAACAUGGCUGGGGGAAUUUAUGCAAAAUUAAAUUCAGGCUGCUGCCAGGUGUGAAUACCCCAGAAGGCUCCAUCCACACUCCAUAGUUUCAGUGACAGAAGAAGAAUUCAAUCGUGCCAAGCCUAGUUUUAUAAUCUAGCCCCAGGACACAGAGGGUUUAAUUCGCACCAGCACAACUUUAAAAUGUAUGGCCACCAGCCGCCUAUACACCCAUGUUACUUGGACUUGGGGCAGUGGAGAGGCUUUGGGUAAACUAGGCACUGUGCAACAGUGUACCCCUGGACUGUGUAACAAAAUCAGCGAUAAAACUUCACAAUUUAUAAUAAACUGCAAGGAUCAGGUGGUGCUAGAAGGACAUGCUGUAGAAUUUCUUUGUGAAACUGAAGGACACAUACCUCCAGCAAUUGCCUGGAGAAAAUCAGGAGGGCGGCUCCUUCAGGAUGGUCAGCAUACAGUUCUCUCCUCUGGCACUUUGAGAACGGACCAUGCAGCAGCACAUUAUGAUCAAGGCUAAUAUGAAUGUCAAGUAGUCAGCCCUUUGCAAGUUAAAAAAAGUGUCCAGCUGACUGUAAAACACAAAGCCCUCUCAGUGUUUAUUCAACUACCUCAGGUUACAAGCACAGAGGUUGGAAAGAAUAUAAACAUUUCAUGUCAUGCUCAAGGAGAACUAUAGCCCAUAAUUACUUGGAAUAAGGCAGGUGUUCAGAUUACUGAUGGUGGAAAAUUCCAUGUCAGUACUUGUGGCAUGUUAACCAUCUAUGAUGCCAGGCAAGCUGACGGAGAAAGAUAUGAGUGUGUGUCUCAGAAUUCUGGCCUUGUUGUGGUCAACAUGUUUUUCACAGUCGUUGCAAUACAGGGUAGAAAAGUUAGAGAUGAUGUGGAAUUAUCCAUUUUUGUAAUAUCUUUUGUCAUUUACAGAAAACCUUACACUUCCAAAGAUCUGCUGGCUCAGUUCUGCUGUCUUCAUGACCCAUUUACCAUGGAGAUAGCAAGAGCAGGGGGGAUUUUUGAGUACACUCAACUGGUCCAGGAACACGUGAAGCAGGGGCUCGCUGUUGAUUUGGAUGGCAGACAAUAUUGUGGCAAUGACUUAGUGUCCCCCUGUUACCUUUGCCUCAUCUCCUGUUUAUCUGAAUGCACAGUCAACAGGCAUGUGUCCAACUGCUCUGACAUGAGGUUCUAUUAGAAGAAUGGAGCCCAGGAUGAAACUAGCGACCUGCAGUACCCCACGUGGGGCGCCGCUCUGGCCUCCUUUGAGCGCAUUCUGAAACCAGCCUAUUAGAAUGGCUUCAACUUGCCUUGCUGGGUUGGCGGCCACACAAUACCCAGUGGCUGUGCAGCUCUGUGUACUAACGACACUCCUUGUUUUCCCAAUGUCAUUCCUUAUACCGACCAUUGGAGAACCCAUGCACCAUGUAUGCUUUUUGUAUGCUCCAGCCCUGUGUGUGGCAGUGGAAUGCCUUCCUUGGUGAUGAGCUCAUAUGCUUGAGAACAGAUUAGCCAGCUCAUGGCAUAUAUUGAUGUUUCUAAUGUUUACAGGAGCUCAAAGUGAGAAUCUCAAGAACUCAGAGAAACAGAGUGCCACCGUCCGCUCCAUAAAGUUUUCUUUUCAUCUUCUAGAAUAAUUAAGAAAGGUUAGAUAGAUCUACAUCUUCGGGGGCUCUCUGGGGUAGCCACUAAGUAGCAGGUGCCUUCUCAACUUCUCACUGAGCAGCUGUUCUCCACAGUCCAUUCUGUAGCCCUGGAUUUGGCUGCCACCAACACUCAAAGGGGACAAGACCACAGGAUCCCUCCAUUUGUUGACAUCAGAGUUUUCUCCAAUGUGUAUUCUGUUGAAAAUUUUGCAGAUCUUCAAAAUGAAAUAAAAAUUCAGAAAUUAGACAAAAAAACUGAAAAAGUAGGUAUGCAGGUGUUACCUGGAUUUAAUACUUUCUUGGGAGAGGUAAAAGUGUUAAAGGACGUUUGCAUAGGUGGAAUUUGUUUUCCUCGUGAUGUUAUUGCAGAGCUUUUAGUAAUUGUUAUUGUGGGAUAA